AUGUCUUUUGAACUCAAAGAUAAAAUUUCAGAGCCUUCUUGUCCAAAACACGAGGAAUAUCUUGUCUGCGGCGAAGCGCCGCCUUGUCAGACAACCUGCGAGAAUUAUGGAAGACCAUGUGAUGUCCGGCCAACUUCCUACUGUCCUUAUGGUUGCUAUUGCAAAAGUGGAUACGCGCGCCAUCCAAUCACCAACCAGUGCGUGCAUUUGAAGAAUUGCCCAAUGAUCUAUCAUGAAUACAUUACCCAAAAUUCACCAAGCACAACGACUGAAUUAGCAACAGAAACAACUACUACUUCCACAACAACUUCCACCACCACUCAAAAACCGCCUAAUGAGUGUGGUAAAAACGAAGAAUAUUCUGACUGUGGCCCUGCGUGCCAAGUGGAAUGCUCUAAUCUAGGCAGAGACUGUCCAAAAGGCAAUGUCAAAUGCACUAAAGGUUGUUUUUGCAAACCAGGAUAUGCCCGAGAUCAUACUUCAAGACUCUGCAUUGCACAGCGCAAUUGCCGAAAUCCUUUUUGUCCCCGAAAUGAAAUUUGGCUGAUCUGCGGACAAGCUCCAGAGUGUCAAGAGAUGUGCGACGGAAUUGAUCGCGAGUGUGAAGCGCGCAAAUAUGGUGUCAAAUGCCCGUCAGGGUGCUACUGUCGCAAAGGCUACGCUCGGCAUCCCACAACAGGUGAAUGUGUUAAGAAGCGCGAUUGUCCACGCGAAUUGCAAUGUGUGGAAAACGAAGAGUUUAGAAACUGUGGGUAUCGGUGCAGAGAAAUUUGUAACAGUGAAAAUAGUUGCUACCAUGAAAAGUGUGAAGCAGGAUGCUUCUGUUCAGAAGGAUAUGUUAGGAUUAAUGUGAGGAAUGUGGUACAUCGGCGGAAAAUUGCAGGAGAGAAGUUUGUUUUGAGGGAUGUUUCUGUAUUGGUGGCUACAAAAGAGUAG
Messenger RNA from Phlebotomus argentipes, 936 nucleotides. RefSeq names its product zonadhesin-like. The record is from RefSeq and is a predicted model, not a curated record. NCBI's taxonomy places the organism in Eukaryota, Metazoa, Arthropoda, Insecta, Diptera, Psychodidae. Gene Ontology annotation, molecular function: protein binding. The coding region runs from base 1 to 936 and encodes 311 amino acids. The transcript has 3 exons.